AUACAAUUUGUCCGUGUUGAAAUCGGGUGUCGAACACUCUUUCCUAAGAUGUGGUCGCUUGUGCUUGGUUUGGCCUUGAUCUUUUCCUUUUCUUGUGUCCACUCAAAGCAAUGCCUAUACUAUAGUGAUUGCUCUGGGGAUGAAGAAUGCUGCAUGGUUUCCAACACUUGUACUCCCCGUGAUAAGUGUGUCAUUUGCUAUUAUGACGCUGAAUGUUCCACAGGGAAGAAGUGCUUGAAGCAAUCGGGUCUUUAUGCUGGUCUUUGCGUGGAUGCAGUGGACAUGACUACCGAAUCACUGUCCUUCACUGUGCCUGCUCCUGAUACAGAAACGAUUCAGCCGCAGGUAACGGAUGAUGUAUCAUGUACUUAUGACACUGAUUGCUCAAAAGGCGAAGACUGCGACGACGGAAGUUGCAGCUCUUCGGUACCUGACGACAGUUCAAGCGACAGCGACGGUUUGGACAUUGGGUACAUUUUCUUGAUAAUUAUACUCGUUUUUGUGAAGAUUUUGCUUUGGGCGGCCUGUCUGAGAAUGAGAUACAAAAGACGAGUGUAUCAGCGAAUGGCCAUCGUUGCACCAACAAGGCAGACAACAACCACUGUAAACACAACAACAGCAGCAAUUAUUAAUCACCCGUAUGUUUCAUUGCCACCUUGUGCUGCACUACAACCAGGAUAUGCCUAUUCGUAUCCUGAUGUAAUCGGAGGAGCAGAAGCUUCUCCUUUACCGCCCGGCGCGCCACCACCUUACAGUUCCCUGGGAUUAGAGGGAAAAGGAAAUAUUGAGUCUAAAGAGGAGGUGCGGCAAGAAAUUGCCGUUUCUAAUUUCGUCGAAGGAGUCGCUUCUCCCAUGCAAUGUGCACCUACACCGGAGUACAAUUUUCAUAUGGUUUUUGGACGACAAGGAAAUGAAAACAAUACAGCGUUUGAGCAACCGAGAGCAAGUCGCGACAAGGAGCAGUAAGUCGCGCCGGAUUUAUCACAGUUGAAUAACUCGCUUAUAAUAUUCUUAUGUAGACCGUUAAUUUGUGAUGCAGCCUUUUCUUUAUUUCUGUCACGGAUUGUAGAGUAGUAGAAGGACAUUCCCGUUAAUGUUACUGACUUAUAGUUACCUUAGAAACCUAUCGAUAUUGUUGAAGAACGGUGCAUCAGAAGACUGGAAUCUAUCAUUUAUGUUAUCACUCGGAUAUGCUUAUACGUUUCAGCGUUCUGGUGAUCUUUGUUAAGGAAUGCUUAUUGGGUCGUGUUUGGUCUUACUUUCUCACAUAUACCUACUAUCGAAACUCAUAGCUACCUUGGAAAACCUGCUAUUUGCUUACAGCAUUACAAAUUGCGAGACCCGUGGGUGACCACAAUCGCCAUACACAUAUAAGUGAUUUCUGUAUGUCGGGUGGGUUCAGAAAAAUGCUAUGGUCAUAUGGUCAUAUCACAUCGCAGCUAUAGUUUCCGCAUAUACAUGCUGCAAACAACUCUAGGCGUUUUUUUCGUUGAGAAUUAUGCAUGGUCCUCUUCGAUCGGUUUCGAAACAAUGGACGCGUUAGAAAUUAGAAAAAUUCGUUUUUGAGUUUCCGAUUUGAAAUUCUUGAAUCACUUUCGUUCACGUGCUCAAUACAAUAGCGAUUCAAGAGCAGAAUUUUUUAGUAAGUUAUACGUCGAGACUCAAGAGAGAGGUAUGCAAUCGCAAGAAAUUUCCCUCGUUGCCAUUGUUUAGUGACUGGAAGAUAAAUAAUGAACCCGGUCGUUAAUGACCACGAGGUAAAUAGUUUUUUAAAAAUAAGAUCUUAACCAUCAUCGAGGCCAAUAGUAAAAUAGAUAAGAUUAUUGAAUAUACUUAAUAUAACUGCUUAAUAUUGAUCUAGCCUAAUAAUGGAUAUUACAAGGAGAGUCAUUCACUCCUCGAAGUUACGAGGUUAAGGGAUUUUCUAAGUGACUUGGUGCUGUUUCAAUUUCAUACAAACCACAUGUAGAAAUGAUUAUUUGCUUUCACUGCAAGCUUAUCACUUUUGCGGUGGAUUUUGCGCA
Messenger RNA from Pocillopora verrucosa, 2024 nucleotides. Lineage: Eukaryota; Metazoa; Cnidaria; Anthozoa; Scleractinia; Pocilloporidae. The record is from RefSeq and is a predicted model, not a curated record.